This is a messenger RNA of Amphiprion ocellaris (clown anemonefish), 2065 nucleotides long. RefSeq names its product finTRIM family, member 83 (gene ftr83). The coding region runs from base 90 to 1808 and encodes 572 amino acids. Lineage: Eukaryota; Metazoa; Chordata; Actinopteri; Pomacentridae. The transcript has 7 exons. Gene Ontology annotation, molecular function: zinc ion binding; protein binding. The record is from RefSeq and is a predicted model, not a curated record.
AAGAUCACUUUGCCUCUGUGCUGACACAAGUCAGACUGUGGUCACAGCAUCUUUACUGCAUUUAGAGGGAACAACUCUAAGUUGUCACUAUGUCUACUGACCAAGACACCUGCUACCUAUGUAAGGAAUAUCUCAGGGACCCUGUAUCCAUCCCAUGUGGCCAUGUCUUCUGCUCCGUCUGCCUGAAGACAUACUGGGACCAUGCUGACCACACAGGCUCGUACUCCUGCCCCCAGUGCAGGGUCACUUACAACAAGAGACCCACUCCAAGACGCAUGGGAGGCUCCCGGCACUCCACCAUGCAACGCAACUCUGAAUCUUUUCCUCCGCCGCCUCCGUCCCCUGACUACAACUACGCAGGACCCCAGGAUGUCGGCUGUGACAUCUGCAUUGGCAAGAAGCACAAAGCUGUUAAGACCUGCCUGAUGUGUCUGGCCUCUUACUGCGACAAGCAUCUCAAGCCUCACUACGAGUCAGCCACUUUUAAAAGGCACAAGCUGGUGGAUGAAAUCGGCCACCUGGACAGGCAGAUCUGCCCCCAGCAUCAGAAGGGUCUGGAGCUGUUCUGUCGUACCGACCAGAUGUGUAUCUGUGUGCUGUGUACGGUGAAAGAACACAAAGGUCACGACAUGGUGUCAGCUGAGCAGGAGAGAGCCGAGGAACAGCAACGGCUUGGCGCCACCCAGGCAGAGAUCCAGGAGAAGAUUCAUGACCGCCUCAAGCAGAUGGAGGAACUAAAACAAGCCGUGGACUCACUGAAGAACUCAGCCCAGAGAGCCCUGCAGGAAUGUGAGAAAAUGUUUGGUGACAUGAUGCGCUCCAUUGAGAGGAUGCAGCAGGAGAUGGCCAAGCUGAUAACCUCCAACAAGAGAGCGGCGCUGAACAAUGCAGAAGGCCACAUGGAGCGUCUGAGCCAUGAGAUUGCUGACUUGAAGAGGAGAGACAACGAGAUCACCCAGCUUUCCCGCACUGAGGACCACAUCCACUUCAUCCAGAGUUACCACAUGCUGAUAGCCCAGACAGAGGCCGAGGAGCUGCCCACGGUGAGCGUCAACCCCUACUUCAGCUUCGGCCCGGUGACCAAGGCUGUCUCCGAGAUGAAACAGCACCUGGGUGAAUUCAGUAAUGAUGAGCUGGUUAAAGUAGCCAAGACAGUCAACAAAAUGACCUUCUGUGAACUGGAUGAAAGCAAAAAGAGACGCUCAAUAAAAAGUGAUGAAGCUACCAUGUACAAGUCCGUACCAAUGCAGGAACCUCAGCACAGGGACGACUUCAUGAGAUAUGCCUGUCAGCUCACUCUGGACUCAAACACAGCCUACAGACAGCUCUACCUGUCCAGAGGGAACAGGAAAGCUGCCCUGAAGAGAGACCCCCAGGCCUACGGUGACAGCCCAGCCAGGUUCGACUCCCUGCCCCAGGUCCUGUGUAAGGAGUCCCUCUCUGGAGGCGCCUACUACUGGGAGGUGGACUGGAGCGGGGAGGGGGCUGCCAUCGGAGUCACCUACAAAGGCAUCAAGAGGACGGGGUACGGUGACAACUGCCGCAUCGGCUACAACCGCAAGUCGUGGAGCCUCUUCUGCUCUGAUUCCAGCUACUCAGCCCGCCACAACAAGGACCAGAUGGAGAUCAGCGCCCCCUACUCUUCCCGCAUCGGGGUCUUCCUGGACCACGCUGGAGGCACUCUCUCCUUCUAUGCUGUAGGAGAAACCAUGUCUCUGAUCCACCGCUUCAAGGCCUCUUUCAGUGAAGCUGUCUAUCCAGGCUUCUGGGUUUGGUACGAGUCAGCCGUCACCAUCAUCCAGCUGUGAAUAAAUACAUUUGUAAUGAUCAAUUUUUAACAAGGAAUCUGUUUUGAUAAGCAUUUACAGGAAAUGUAGCCAUUCUGUGAUGACAUGUUCUAAUACUUUUACUAGACCGGAUAUGCUGUUGUUUUUUACACUAUACAGUAUGUUGAUCAGGGGAACUAUUCUUGAUAAACUUGAAUAUCUUGCAAAUCAACAUGUGUGAAAUGUAAAAUGAUGUGUAGAAAGGGAAUGAGCGUGUAAAUAAAAGUUUAAAUAAUGAA